Messenger RNA from Dicrocoelium dendriticum, 766 nucleotides. NCBI's taxonomy places the organism in Eukaryota, Metazoa, Platyhelminthes, Trematoda, Plagiorchiida, Dicrocoeliidae. The record is from the annotation of a GenBank genome assembly.
ACGUAUUAUUGGUUGUGCUUAAAACGCUCGUGGGCGAAACACGCCUAAGCUGGAUUUGUGUAUUUUGGCAAUACAACAAACAACCGAGCUGAGAAUGCCAACCUGCGGUUGAAGAAAGUUACUCAUGCAUCAGAUGGCCUUGUUGCAGCCGUUCGCAAAGUCUGGGAGCAUCCGGAAGUUCCCCUGAAAAAGUCCCAGAUGCAUGAGGCGUUUUUCUGUGACAGGUGGCAGCUACUAGAAGGCGGCGCAUACGUACAUCGCUGAUGCGCCAUCUAGCACAACGCUUGUUGCAAGCAGUUUGCUCGGACCUUGGAGAUGGAGUGGCAUGUGAAUAAAAAUUGCUGACGCCUCCAUAGUUUGAAAUAGCUCACCAGGUAAACCGCCUCACCAUCAAGUGCUCCUUGGGCACAUGUACCUGUCUAUUUUAUGAAACUAUGUGGCUGCGGUGUGUGCAUUUAAUGACGGCAUACAAGCAGCGCGCGACCAGACAAGCCAAAUGCAUAUUUGCAUUCGCUGGCUGGCGGACUACAACCUACACACAGAGUCCAUGCAGUUGCGAACGUUAAAACUUCUGUUACGAAACCAACCACAUCUAAAAGCGCGCAUUUUGUACCUCUGUACAGCUGUACCUCUGUACAUCUGUGCAGCUGAAGAGGUUAAUCUAUCCGAAUUUUCGGAACUGUAUCAAGCGCUUCUGCGAAGGACAAACCAAAUUUAGGUUGCACAUGCAGAAAGCCUUUCGUCGUUGACGCAGUUCGCUGUGCAC